Molecule: messenger RNA, 2400 nt
Organism: Ectocarpus siliculosus
Lineage: Eukaryota; Phaeophyceae; Ectocarpales; Ectocarpaceae
Source: the annotation of a GenBank genome assembly
AUGACAUCUAACUCGACCUUAUCAAACACUCAGGCUGCGCGGCAACCAUGGGGCCCUAGCUUCGAGGCGCCGGUUGCGUUGGCCAGGCGGGCCGUCGCCCUCGGAGACGCGAAAGCGUUGCGGAGAAAUCUAGAGGCAUCCCUUGGUGGGAACGGCUAUGACGUGUCUACGGCCGUGGAUGGGCUAAGUGGUUGGAAUUACGAGACGGCUUCCGAGCUGCUGGAGCACGGGGCGUCGACCGCCCUCCGGGAUAAUUUCGGGAAGAUGGCGCAGCAGAUGCUAGAGCUGAGCAAGCCCGUGCGACGCAGGCCAUGGAGCGGCUCCUCCGCAAUUCCCGGCGGUUCGAGGGAGCUGUCUGCUUGCCGCCGGGGCUUGCCGUGUACCAGUCGACCCCGUACAGCAACGGGAAUUAGCGGCGGUAGUGCCCAUGCCCGGGAAGCCCCGUCUGCUUCUUCCAGGGGCCAGAAGAGCGUCGCGGCGGCAGAGACAGCGGCAGCGGACAGACAUCUUCACCACGACCGGGACCAAAUCGACGUCGGAGACUCGCUUUCCACGCUGCCGCCGCGCAGCUCCGUGGCCAACGCGAAGGAAGGUAGCGUUAGCGCGCUGACGGUAGUCGCCGGGGCCGGGAGAGACGGCGCCGUUACCAGCGGGCUCGCCACCAGCCCGACGGAGUGCUGGCGCUGCCACCGAGAGAUGGCCAUUCUCGAUGCCGACGAUCGUCAUAACCAGCGUGUCGCCGGGAGCUGCACCGGCGCAGCCUCUACCUCUCCCUACGACGCCCGCGGGGGUCUUGACCACAGCUCGCACUAUUCUUCCUCUGGGGCCGAUAACGAGGCUGCCGGUCCCCGCGGUGACACGACAGGCGGCGGCGUGGCCUACGCCUCCCGCACUGGCGUUGCACCACGGCAAGACCAGCUCCUCCGACCACCCUCUCCGGGGGCGGCGGAAACGCUGCUCGCCGAAGCCUCGGGGUUCGGAACCCUGACCACCGACGGCAGCCCAACGAGCGUCGGCGGCGGCGGGGGCGGCGGGGGCGGCGGCGACGCCUCCCACGCUUCUCGGGAUCGCGCUGACGUUGCCGGGCGUCCGGUGUCGCAAGCAGCGCUGCAAGAAGAAGAAGAAGAAGAAGAAGAAGCGAACCAACUAUUGGAGCUGUCGUUCUUGCACGUCCGCCGACACAACGCCGGGGAAGGAGAAGAAAGCGCUUCGGAUAACCUGGCCGCCGCACGUGAGCGGUCGAGCAGGGGCGGCGGCGGCGGCCGCCGGCACGGCGGUGGACGCGACAGAAUUUCCGGGAGGUCACCCAACCAGAGGAGCCGACGACACGCGGGGAAACGAGGCGGGAGAAGAAGAGCAACGACAGGCGCUGCGGGGAGAAGAGCGAGAAAAAGAAACGACCGGGCGAGGGGCGGGGACGGGGCGGGUAGGGGUGCUUCCGCGACGGGUCAGCAGCGGCGCUUCUUUUGCCCAGGAGACGAGGUGCCCGAGUACGUGGUUGGUCGGAGGCGGAUGCUCUGGGCCCAGAGGUCGGCGGAGCAGUACGCCCGGCGCGUCUCCGACCUGAAGAGGCGGCGGGAAGAGAUCGCGUCCCCUCGCCGGCAAAAGAUGGCCGCGGCCGCCGACAGGGAGAAGCGGAGGGCCCAGAGAGAGCUGGAGAGCAAAGAGAGAGUCCGAAAUUCACCGUUGAGGUGGGACCGAGACGGCCGUCCGUGCUCCAGCCCCGCCGCGCUCCCGGCCGCCCAGAGCAGCACAGAACCGUCUUCCCCUUCGUCACCGGCCCGAGGUCAUCAUCAGCGGAGACCCUCGACGGCCGGCCCGUACGGCGGUCGUUCGUGCCUGAAGUGCGAUCCCCGGCGGUGGUACCGCGGGGAGUUCAUGGGGGGGUUGGGGGGGUUAGGAACGGGUUCGCGGCCUCCGCCGCGGAGAGGAGGGCGGCAGGAGGACGAGGGGGAGGGAGGACGGUUGUGGAACAGGAUCGUGUCGGACAGAUACCGGUUGCUGCGUCCUUGGACGACGUCCCCCCUCGACGACAGCGAGCUGUGGUGGGCCAAGCCCCGCCUGUCUGGUAGCGGGACGGCGGUGGUGGUGAAGGUCCUGGCCGACGGGAAGCGCGACGCGACGGGCUGGGAGGCGUUCAUCCGGGAGUGGGGGGUGCUCAAGUACCUCCAGGAAGAAGGCCGGGUCGGUGGUAGGGAGCCGCUGAGCGUCGGCCUGGUGUGCGCCUUCGAGACGGAGCGGAGCCUGGUCUUGUCGAUACCGGCGGGCUCAAGGACUCUCAAGGAGGUCGGCCAGCAGAUGCACAGCGAGAGGCGGAGCAAGAAGAACAGCGUUUCCGACGGCGGUGUGUUUAACGAUCAGCCUGACGGUUCAUGCUCCAAGUUGCCGCUUGUGGGUUAG